UUUGAUGGCCUCCUCCUCACCGCCCUUUUGCUGCCAAAUGAGGAGGGGGAUAAUUCAAUCGAUAAUUUUUUAAUUCACACAUCACAUGCACACUGACGCCAACAAGACAACACAAUGUACCAACCACUAGGAAAGGUUGGUUUGCCAUAAUACAGGACCUUUAAAAAGCUGUGCCUCUGGCUGAAUAGGAGGAAGCGACUCCGACUUCCCCAGGAAACGAGAAGAGGAAACUCCGUGGCUUGGACCUCUGGACCCUCCUGGAGCCGCGGGACGACUCAUUCAGUGUAGAGCGUUGGGGAAGGGUCGAAGUCAGACGGGCAGUUUCAGCCACGGUGGACACCACGGCUUGGCUACAUUUGGAGAACAUGAAGCUUCUUCUCAAGGCUGUGAGUGUCUCCCUCCUGUGUGUGCUAGCGUCGCCAGAAACUCUCGACCCAGCUGGGAGGAACGUCUGCCACAACCCCAGGAACCCUUCCACUCUGGUCUGCUGCACUGGAUGGCGACAAAAGGGGCGUGAAUGCACAACAGCGGUGUGUGAGGGCGAGCAGGCCUGUCAGCAGGAGGAGCUCUGCGUCUACCCCGGAGUCUGCCGCUGUCCACCAGGCUUCUAUGGAGCUCAGUGUAAAACACGUUGUCCUCCAGAGUUUUGGGCCUCAGACUGUCGACAACAAUGUCCCUGCUACCCUCACGGCAGCUGCGACCCGGCCACAGGAGAGUGCACCUGCAACUCCAAUCGCUGGGGUCCCCGCUGCCAGUUCUCCUGCAGGUGCGCUCGCCACGGACACUGCCACCCCCUGAACGGGAAUUGCACCUGCGACACGGGAUGGUGGGGGCCGACCUGCGCCAAGCCUUGCGGGUGUGCCGCCGGUGGCUCAGUGGGUCCGGGCUGCGACCAGAAGACCGGGCGGUGUCAGUGUCACAGGGGUCACUGGGGCCAAAAAUGUCUUGUCUCGUGCAACUGUCACCUGUCCGAGUGCAACCAACGGACAGGCGCCUGUGAGUGUGCAGCGGGUUGGUGGGGGCCCAGCUGCAACUGGAGGUGCAACUGUGACCUCAGGCACGGCGACUGUGAUCCGGCCACGGGGGUCUGCGUGUGUCAUCCAGGCUUUAAUGGGACUUACUGCAACAAGCCCUGUAUUGCUGGGAAAUAUGGCAGCGGCUGUAAAAUGAGCUGCGGUCACUGCCGGUCCAACCAGACAUGCUCGCGCUCUGAGGGCGUUUGUGCGGCCUGUGCCCCCGGCUGGAGGGGCCCUCGGUGCGACCAGAGGUGCUUGGCUGGAUACUACGGUGACAGGUGCCGCGAGACAUGUCUGCGGUGCUGGAACAACGAGACGUGUCACCAUGAGACAGGGGAGUGUAGGAGGUGUGAGCCUGGCUGGACUGGGCCCAGGUGUGAGGCGGCCUGCGUUAACAGGACGUACGGAGACGCCUGCAGCUUCCUCUGCGGACCCUGUUUCCAUGGCAACUGUCAUCAUGUGACAGGAAAAUGCAUCUGUGAGCCUGGGUUUCAAGGAGAAAGUUGCAACAGCAGCUGCUCUGCGCUGCAGUUUGGACUCAACUGUUCGUCCGUCUGUGACUGCGCUGAAGGGGUCGGCUGCCACCCCGUCACCGGCUCCUGUCACAGCGGGGGUCGGGGAGCACUGCUCGCUGGUCUGCUGGUUCCUUUGUUGCUGUUACUCGUCGGCGUCUGUUGCUGCUGCCUGUGUUGUGGAGGACGUCCAGCUGAAGGGAAAGACAGUACUUCUGCGACUGACGCAGGAGUUUUCGUCAGGAUGAAGUACCAUGUCUACAGCGUGGUAGCCAACGUCAGCGCGGCCCUGCCCUGUGUGUCCAGCUGGUCCACUGGGCUCCCUCGUGUCACAGUAUCUCAUCAUGACCCGGAGCUGACCUUCAACCACAGCUUCAUUGAGCCUCCCUCCUCGGGUUGGGUGACGGAGGGCUCGUCCUUCGACAGUGAUGAAGAGGAGGGGGAGGCGCUCUACUGCGUCCCUCCACGAGAAGACUUUGCGCCAACAGCCGACUUCCAGGAAGUGAGCUCCAAGUGCAACAUGCUCUUGGACCCGUCCAGCUUCAGUGCCGAGGACAUGGCGUCCCCCUUCAACAUCCCUCGCACCUCCAGCAUCGCCAAGGCCAAGCGGCCGUCCGUGUCCUUUGCUGAGGGAACACGGUUCAGCCCUAAAGAAAGACGUGGAUCCGCUCAGGACCUGAACGCUUCGACUGCACACAACCGUAAACCCAAGACUCCAUGGGGGGUUCUCAUGAUGUCCUCCCUCCAAAGUCAAGGAGAGCAGUCUGUAUCUGGAGAGGCGCCUGAGGGACUUGAGCGAGGAGAGGAAGUUGUACAGGGAGCAGACAAACAGGAUGUAGAGUUAACUGACCAGGAAGUCGAUGAAGACUCACAAGCCCCUCAAACAACAGCUCCUGACUUCCCAGCAGAGGUUCCUAAUAAAGUGACCACGGUCUACGUGACGGUGGGCCGGGCAGCGAGACCUGCAUCCAAAGUAGACUCCAGCUCUGAGGGUCCAGUUCAGGCCAUGCUGCGUCGACUGGGAAGCCUCCAGAGAAGAAGGGAUCAGGAUCAGGGGCUGAAAACUAAAGGCACUGGAGGAAUGGUGAAACCCCCCAGGAGAAAACUUGGUAGUCGUGCCAGCAUGUGGGAGCAGGGGGGUCCACUGAGGCGGGAUGGGAGCGUUUGUAAACCCGUCAGGAGGAAACAAGGCCCGGUCAGCACAGACGGCGGCGCCACGAAAAGGCCUCUGUCAUCCAUUUUAAAAAGAGUAUCUGAGGUGUCAGCCGCUGAUCCAGGACAAUCGGGCGGUGUGGACCCCUCAGAGAGCGGGUACCUGACUGUGGGAGCACCAGCGGUGGCUCUCUCAGAGGUCAGCACGGGAGCGGAGGUGGGUGAGCGUGAUGAACCCUGUUAUGAAAACAUCCUGGUCCCACAAUCCUGAGCUCAGACACAGACUUUAUACACGUGUUUUGUUAUGAUGUUUUAUUGCAAGCGGUCAUCAAAAGAUCGAGGCAUGCGGUGCAAAAUUCAGUGUUGACAGAAAUCUCUCUGAUCGAACAUUGCAGUUUUAAAUCGGCUGCCAGAGCAAAGUGAAAUAAAGGAAACAGUCAGCGAGUCGGAGCUUGGAAAGUGGCGUCUACAGGUAUAUUUGUCAUGUUUCCCACAAUAGAAGAAAUGCAGUGCAGAUGAUACGCCCCAUUCACACGGCAACAUUGCCAUUAACGUAUUAAAGCAGAAAAUGUGAGUGGAUGGGCAGUCGGGUCGGCGCUGGCUCGUCUGGGCUCAGCUCCCAUCAGUGCAGCCCAGCCAGUAUUUGCCGAUGGAUCUGGGGUACGGAGGCACCCCGGGCUCCACCCUCUUGCUGCUGAGGUCCACUCUGUAGUAGUUAGCUGAAAAACAAAGACGAAUGAAUGAAUCAAUAAGGGGUUGUAUAGAGUCAGAUUCUUUGAUCUGCUUCAGUCUGACUGAUAGUACUGAGUAAAAUGAAGAGAUUUGCUGAGGCUUUUUUUCCGUCACUUUUGUGGGUUCAAGAAGAAAUGACAAUAUUAACUUGCUUUUUUUCCUCAUGAACAUGGGUGUUUGGAUAUUGAGUAUAAAUAUUGUAGAUAUCCACACAAUGGAGCUCGGUUUGACACUCUCAAUAUUCCCAUUCAAAUAGAAUCCUUUGUAAAGGUUUCAACAGUUUACUUGUGCCAAACAGUAAAAAAGGUGAUACAAAAAGAGGGCACUGAAGCAUCCAAACAACAACGUAGCGAAAGUCACCCCAUUCAACUGACAAAUGAAAACUGACCACACAAAUGAACAGAAACACCUGCAAACUGCAGGCCCUUCAA
Synchiropus splendidus (mandarinfish) is the source of this 3843-nucleotide messenger RNA. It is a transcript of the gene scarf1, whose product is annotated as scavenger receptor class F, member 1. The record is from RefSeq and is a predicted model, not a curated record. Gene Ontology annotation, molecular function: scavenger receptor activity. Bases 366 to 2951 code for a protein of 861 amino acids. The transcript is spliced from 11 exons. Lineage: Eukaryota; Metazoa; Chordata; Actinopteri; Syngnathiformes; Callionymidae.